Micropterus dolomieu (smallmouth bass) is the source of this 942-nucleotide messenger RNA. It is a transcript of the gene rdh20, whose product is annotated as retinol dehydrogenase 20. The record is from RefSeq and is a predicted model, not a curated record. Lineage: Eukaryota; Metazoa; Chordata; Actinopteri; Centrarchiformes; Centrarchidae. Bases 1 to 942 code for a protein of 313 amino acids. The transcript is spliced from 5 exons. Gene Ontology annotation, cellular component: lipid droplet. Gene Ontology annotation, molecular function: oxidoreductase activity, acting on the CH-OH group of donors, NAD or NADP as acceptor.
AUGAUUUUUCUAAUGGACCUCCAGAUGAUGCUGCUGGAUGUGAUUUACUUCAUCCUGCGCAAUUCUGUGCGGGUCGUCAUGCCCCCGCGUACCAAGUCCAUUGACGGCGAGCUGGUGCUGAUCACCGGAUCAGGCGGUGGACUGGGUCGUCUCUUUGCUCAGGAAUUCGCCAAGCAUGGGGCAGAAGUGGUGCUGUGGGACAUCAACAGCAGCUGCAAUGAGCAGACAGCCAAGCUGGUCCGUGAGAUGGGGGGUAAGGCGCACACCUACACGUUGGAUGUGACCAACAGGGAGGAUGUGUACCGCAACGCAGACCUUGUGCGAAAGGACCUGGGCCGGGACGUUACGAUACUGGUGAACAAUGCUGGAGUAGUGGCAGGGCAGCGCAUGUUAGACUGUCCUGAUGAACUGAUUGAGAGGACCAUGAAAGUCAACUGCCAUGCCCUCUUCUGGACAGUGAAGGCCUUCCUCCCGCAGAUGAAGGCGCAGAAUCAUGGACACAUCGUGACUAUCGCCAGUGUCCUAGGUCUCUUCAGCACCGCUUGUGUCGAGGAUUACUGUGCCAGUAAGUUUGCUGCUGUGGGCUUCCACGAGUCUCUGGCCCACGAGCUGCUGGCUGAGGAGGUUGAAGGAGUGAAGACUACUCUUGUGUGCCCCUAUAUUGUUGAUACAGGCAUGUUUGAAGGCUGCAAGAUAAGGGAGGAAAUGGAACUACUCCUACCCCCUCUGGAUCCCCAGUAUUGUGUUGAGCAGGCCAUGAACGCCAUCCUGAUAAACCAACCAUUAGUAUGCAUACCUCGCCUCACCUACUUGCCAGUCAUCUCCAGAGCGUUGUUGCCAUGGGAAUCUAACGUGGUUACGUAUCGUUUCAUGGGGUCCGACAAGUGCAUGUACCCCUUCAUUGACACCGUGAAGAAACUAUCACCUAAUGUCUCCGCAUAA